CAGAACUGUCAGUUCGCAUAGAACUUACUUUUUGAUCUAGAUCAGCCUGUUCGUUCUCUGUUUCCGGCAUCUUGUGCUAUAGUUAGUACCGCAUUUAUUUUGCUGCUUUACCAAAAGUGGUAACUAUCAUCUAAAACCAAAAACAUUCAAAGCGUGAGAAUGCCAGAAUUGACUGAAAUUACGGAGAGCACCGCAGCGGCUGCAGGCGCAUCUGUUGCUCCCAGCACCUCCGCCGACAAUACGGAGGCCAAAUUGGAAGAUGCUCCAAGUGACACCGAAUCGGAGGACACCAUCCCUGAAUUGGAAGACGCAGGAUCAGCAUCCGCACAGCUAUCCACUGGUGGCUUACCAGACCUAGUCUCGAAGGCCAAGCAGUCCCGUGGUGAGAAGAAGGCUCGCAAAAUUAUGUCAAAACUAGGACUGAAGCCAGUGCAAGGCGUGAACCGAGUGACGAUUCGCAAAUCAAAGAAUAUCCUGUUCGUGAUAAACAAUCCAGAUGUAUAUAAAAACCCGCACAGCGAUACCUACAUCAUUUUUGGUGAGGCCAAGAUUGAAGAUCUCUCGCAGCAGGCCCAGGUAGCAGCAGCGGAGAAAUUCAAGGCCCCAGAAGCAUCCCCGGCUGCUGGAGAAGCCGCAGGAGCUACCACCUCAGUUGCACCCAUUGCCGAAGAGGACGAGGAAGAAGUGGAUGAAACUGGUCUCAACGAUAAAGACAUCGAGCUGGUCAUGCAGAAUGCGAAUGUCCCCCGCGCCAAGGCAAUCCGAGCGCUGAAGGAGAACUCGUAUGAUGUCGUGAACGCGAUCAUGGAGUUGACGAUGUAAAACUCGAAGUCGUCUCAAAUGAUGGUUCAUGAUCGCACCCCCCCCCCCCCUCCUCUUCAAAUACCUUCUAGUAGUAAUAGAACAUUAUAUAUACAGACAGAAACAUCUCUAGUUCUGAAAAGCGCGUUAAAAGAAGGAACAAUAAUGGAACAAGUUUGUUGCAGACGAUGUAUGUGCAACUGGUUUGGGAUAUUAUUAAUUUUAUUGCUAAUAAUACUACUACUAUUACUGCAACACACAUACAGAUACUAAGGUCUAUUCUUACGUUUAUCACGCUAGGAAAAAACAUGAAAAAACAAUAAAAUAUACCAAAUUCGGAAAACA
Toxorhynchites rutilus septentrionalis is the source of this 1146-nucleotide messenger RNA. RefSeq names its product nascent polypeptide-associated complex subunit alpha (gene Nacalpha). NCBI's taxonomy places the organism in Eukaryota, Metazoa, Arthropoda, Insecta, Diptera, Culicidae. Bases 160 to 822 code for a protein of 220 amino acids. Gene Ontology annotation, cellular component: nascent polypeptide-associated complex; cytoplasm. The record is from RefSeq and is a predicted model, not a curated record. The transcript is spliced from 3 exons. Gene Ontology annotation, biological process: protein targeting to membrane.